Carassius auratus (goldfish) is the source of this 2323-nucleotide messenger RNA. Its product is annotated as double C2-like domain-containing protein beta. Gene Ontology annotation, cellular component: synapse; membrane. The record is from RefSeq and is a predicted model, not a curated record. Gene Ontology annotation, biological process: regulation of calcium ion-dependent exocytosis; spontaneous neurotransmitter secretion; exocytosis. The annotation marks the transcript as partial. Lineage: Eukaryota; Metazoa; Chordata; Actinopteri; Cypriniformes; Cyprinidae. The transcript has 10 exons.
CAGACCGGACAAUUUGAGCGCAGCUACGCACAAGAGCCAGAUCAAACCUACCUGGGAACUCUGGAGUUCAGCCUGCUUUUUGACCAAGAAAAUAAUUGCUUGCACUGCACCAUCCACAAGGCCAAGGGGUUGAAGGCCAUGGACUCCAAUGGACUGGCAGAUCCAUAUGUGAAACUCCACCUCCUGCCUGGAGCCAGCAAGGCAAAUAAAUUGCGCACCAAGACUUUAAAGAACACGCUGAAUCCAGUGUGGAACGAAACCCUCAUCUAUCACGGCAUCACGGCUGCUGACAUGACCACCAAAACCCUCAGGCUGUGUGUGUGUGAUAUGGAUCGUUUAGGACGGAAUGAGUUCAUAGGUGAAAUCAGGGUGGCCCUCAAGAAACUGAAGGAGGGAGAGAGCAAGAAAUACUACAUGGGCCUUGAGAGAAUUGCACAGACUCGGGAUGGUAACAGCCAGGCAGUGGAUCAUGGGGCUCUUGUUGCAGAAGAGGAGCGUGGUCGUAUCCUGGUCUCUCUGAUGUACAUCACAGAGAAGAGUUCUCUGAUUGUGGGAAUUAUUCGCUGUGCUCACCUUGCCGCCAUGGAUUCGAAUGGCUACUCGGACCCCUUUGUCAAAAUUAUUUUGCAGCCUAACAUGGGGAAAAAGUCCAAAUACAAAACCUCAGUGAAGAAGAAGACAUUAAACCCAGAGUUUAACGAGGAGUUUACCUAUGAAGUCCCGCAUGAUCAGCUGGCCAAGAAAACCCUGGAGAUCUCAGUCUGGGACUACGACCUGGGCAUGAGCAAUGACUUCAUAGGUGGCGUUGAAUUGGGGGUUAACGCAAAAGGAGAGAGACUGAAACACUGGUUUGAGUGUCUAAAAUACAAAGGAAAGAAAGUGGAGUACUGGCACACACUGACACAGCAAGGAGCCCCUUGCAGUGACUAACACACGUGUUAAUUCUCUGCUAAGUAAUACAAAAUAAUGGAGUAAUAAUGAUAAAGAAAUGCAAUAAUGCUCAGUCUGAGAAUGAUGAUGAUGAUGACGUUCCAUAUUAAUGUGUGAGAAAAAGCAUAAUAAUCUAUUGUACAGCUAAGUGUCACAUUCUUUUGUGAUGAGAAAGAAGCAAGUGUGAUCACAAGCCCGGAUUAUGACGCACAAAGAAUCUUCCCCUUUUUCUGGUCUACACGUCACUAAUGUGAAGUCGUACUGUGUUGUGACUAUGCCACAGGAGCUCAUGCCAUAUUAUAGUGUUAUUGUUUAUUACAUGUUAAACGUGUAAUAGCAUCCUGGUGUUUGUUACAGUUGGUGGUGCCGUAAUUCUGCACACUGUCGAAGCACAACACAUCCAGCUGACUGUAAAUGUCUGUGUGUACCUAUGUAUUUACCUUUGUGAUUUGUUACGAAUGAACGUUUACAGUCUCUUCCAGUCCGACAAAAACAUGAUGCACAGGAAAAGCACAAGGGACGGCGCAUGAAGGAACUCUUAAGCAAUGAAAAGGACUGUCUAUGGAUUUACACAUUCGCUCAAGAACUGCCGCCCGUCACUUUUGAGCAGAACCAAACGACAGUUCCUCGUCGUGAAUGUGUGGGCGAGUGUGUGUGUCUGUGAAUGUCCCUGUCUAUGUUUUGUCUUUGUAUGUGUUUUUUGUUGAAUGUUUGUAUAGUCUUUAAAAAAAAAAAAGCGCUGAUGCACAUUGACAGACUUUUUCGCUUUCCUCUCCGGCACCCUCUACUGGUUUAGAGGUCUAACCGCCAGUACAGAGGGUGAAUUGCCUCUGGCAGGCCUCAUGCACAACUGCACGCCCCAUUAGGGGUUAAAUUAGCAAUCAAAUGAAGCCUUUGAAGGACAAACUACCUGUCAAGGACAACUUUGGGUUGCACAAGAGUCAGAACACAAAACCUGGGUUGAUUUGCUUUGUCAUCCCGACAGUUAGCUCUGUGAAAAGAUGCACAUUUCUUGCCAUGCGUGGGGAUUGGGCUAUAAUUGUAUCCAUGUGAUAGCAUUUAUUAGCUAUUUAUAACAUUCAAAUCAUCAACUUUUGAUCUAGUCUUGACUGAAGAGAUUUUAGGCAUUCAAUUGCACUUUAAUUAUUGUUAACCUCUUCCGUUCAUGGCCCUCAUCCCUCAUUCCAAACUUAUAGAGUUCUUUAACAUUUGAGUUAUCAAAUGAAUGACUUAUACGCUGUAUAAUUAUCAAAUGUUAUUCUAAGCAGCUGCAUGCCAAGUGAAUGUCACAUAUGCUUUGAUGGACCACCGAUCUGAAGUGCUUAUGUUUGUCGUAAUAUCCAUCAAUGGGUCCAUCUAAGGGUAUUUUAUUUUGCUCAGUGAACUGGGACAA